UUCUUUGAAUGGUUUAGGAAAAAGAAGUAUUCAAAUUUGAUUAAAAUGUUGCUUUUAGUAGACUUGAAAAUCCAAAAAUUAGAAUUUUUGAUAAUGGGUCUAUGAAACCAUCAAUUAAAAUGAGAGAUAGAUAGAUAGAUAGAUGGAGAGAUUAAACUAUAUUUAUUAAACGGUCCAAUGCUGCCAUCUAGGGACUAAAUUUCACCUCUAAUGCUCAUUAUGAGAGCAACAAAUGCUGUACAGAUAUACGUCUCGAUUAUGACUUUAUACAUAUUUAGAUACUAAAAUGAAUAGCAUACAUCAUGCCACAGGGUUACUGAGAGCCACUCGAACUAUUCUAACGUCCCGGUGCUCUGGGUUCACAGAGGUCACGCUGGCACCAUGUGACUCGGUUUCGACAGUCCAUCAAAUGUUUGGUAUCGACAUAUUGUCUUCGUGUAAUGUGUCAUGUGACGGCGCAGAGGUACUUUGGGUUCGGAGCUCCACGGUUAAUCGUCCCUGUGAGUAGGGGUGAAUGUGGAACACGUCGCUGCUGAUGUGACACGAUCAGUGUUAUUGUUAUCGUCUUAUGACUCCACAAAUCUUUUCUUACAUCACGUGCCUUCCAUGUGCGGCCAUCUAUUGACAAAACGUGUAGGGUAUGGGGCAUUUCAGGACAGGAAUGUCAAUUUAAAUCAUAGGGGAAAGGUCAUUUUAACACAUUUUUUUUUAUGUCUGCGUGUUAGUUCCCGAGCUUGGCUUCAUGCUUGGAAAUUUAAAUCCAGCUUCUAAAUGGCCCCAUGCACUGCGCGUCUGGCGCUGCGGAGCUUGCAGGGUCGUGCAUUGGACUGCAUGUGCGCUAUCCGGUGUUUUGAUGUCUCGACCUGUGGAAGGAGAAAAAGGGGAGCCUCGGUUUGUCACCUCGACACAUCGUAGCUGACUGACCGAAGCCCCACACUUCCGACAGCUUCUUCAAUACACUUCCACUGUCCACGGUGUGUUUUGUUUCCCCCCCUCUGACGCGCACCGGGAGGCAGCGAGCGGCGGAGGAGGAGAGGAUGUUUCACAGACCGAAGUGUGAGGAGAGGGUGACGACUGUUGCUUUACCUGCCAGGUCAUUAGGGUUGUGCAUGAGUCCAACUGUGUUAUUGAACUUGUGGAAUUCAUGCUGGACAGAACAGAACGUUAUGAAAUCAAACACAUCUCAUUCACAUAUAAGCCUCCAGCGUCGUCGCCAUGUCAACUGGAGGCCUUAUCCAACUGGUCUUCAGAGAGUCAUAUUUUUUAAACAAAUGGUAUAUUGUCAUUUUUUGAAUCUUUCUGUUCCCCCUCCCCACAAUGUUGGAAGUGACUUGUAUGCAGCAUAUCGUUUUAGAUGCGGAGCUUUACUGGGGGAUGUCGGAGCAUGUGUGACCAUGGUCGCUGCUGCUGCUGCACGUUAUAGGACAAGCUCCCGUCUUGGAUAAGUGCGGGCACAUUAAUGGCUCUUCGCGGGACCGCACAUGACACCUAUUAGCCGGACGGCCGUUCACAGGUGAGUGACACAUCAAAGGCACGCGCUUCAUGGGCGCGGCGCGGGCCGAUGGGGGUCGUUCUUGUGUCUGUCAAGCAAAGUAUAAAAGCUCCAACCAGAGCCAAUGCGUGUUCACCAGUGUCAAGGAGACGCAUCUCGGACGUACCCGGGGGAACGAAUACUCUGGAGAGAAAAACAAAACAAAUCAAAACAAUGGCAUUCGGUUCGGAUUUCACUGGCGCUGACGUUUCUGAGAUGAACUCGUUUUACUCGGGACAUUACUGGCCCGCUUCCUGCCUGGAUGUAAACAACAGCAAGAACAACGAGGAUUACGCACAGGAGUCCAACAGAGUCCACCACGAGGCUGCUGCCCGGAGGACGUGCUCGGACACCCGGCGCCGCCGGAAGCGCACGACUUUCACCAAGGCGCAGGUGAGCGAGCUGGAGAGGGCCUUCUCCAACACGCACUACCCGGACAUAAAGAUGAAGGAGUCCCUCGCCUCUCUGACGCGUCUACCAGAGUCUAAGAUUCAGGUCUGGUUUCAAAACCGACGCGCGCGAUAUUUCAAGAGCAAGAAACCAAUCAGAGCAGUGGCCGAAGGCACCGCGGACUACUUCCAUCCACAGUUCACCUUCGCCCCUGCUCCCAGUCCUCCGCUGGUCCGGCAGCCCCCUGCGUUCUCUCCCAUUCCCCGCAGCCCACCGUCCCCCCCGGGCUACCCUGCUCCAAGUUCACCCCAGUCCACCAGGCUCUCGGCCAUCCUGGGGGGUCAGGCCACGUCCCUACCCGCGCCCACAUCCCCCGUCGCCGCUGACCGGGCUCCACCCUGCUCGCACCAUGGACUACUGGGUCUCCCGGGAGUUCCUCAAGACCGUGACUACUACCGAGCCCCAGACUUCACCGAUUACUGCCACGCCGACGCGUUCGCGCACAGUGGCCUCGGCGAGUGGGACCUCACACAGGCCUGCGCGUCUUUCCUCGGAGACGCACGGGGAUCCCGGCCCGAGGGCAGCCGCUGCGCUGCCGUCGCUCACCCGGGGUCCGAGGAGAGCGAGUCCCCGGACGACCUGUCCGACAUGUGCUUCCAGGACCUGGGCGACUUCAACCCGUCGGAUUUGGAAAUUUCCGCGGCAAUGAUCGAUUAUCUCUUAGGGUGACCGGUACAAUUCGAUGUUUGGAGGAAAGUUGGACAUUUCUUAUGACUGCAUUGUAAAUAAUAGGCCUAUAGAGCAUUUAUGGAGACAUUGUUUUAAAGCGAAGACUACAUUAAUACAAAUGUAUACAACUAUUCAGAUCAUGCUUUUAAUCUGCACAUGGUAGUGUAUUCUAUGAGCAUUGCAAAUAAAAAUCUUAUUUUC
This is a messenger RNA of Scophthalmus maximus (turbot), 2851 nucleotides long. RefSeq names its product homeobox protein otx5-B-like. The record is from RefSeq and is a predicted model, not a curated record. Gene Ontology annotation, molecular function: DNA-binding transcription factor activity, RNA polymerase II-specific; RNA polymerase II transcription regulatory region sequence-specific DNA binding. The transcript is spliced from 3 exons. The coding region runs from base 1562 to 2650 and encodes 362 amino acids. Gene Ontology annotation, biological process: regulation of transcription by RNA polymerase II. Lineage: Eukaryota; Metazoa; Chordata; Actinopteri; Pleuronectiformes; Scophthalmidae.